AGAGUUCAGCUUCUUUUUACAGAGAGCGUUUGGUUGGCACCUCCUUGGUCUGCGCUACCCGACCAUGAAUUGCCUGUGGCUUUUUGUUUUUGCAGUUGCCACAGCAUUUGAGUCUGACGAAAGUAAUGGUGAUAUACAAGUUAAUUGCAAGGACCAUUCUGUUCAUGUCAAGUGGAAAUUGGAGAAAACGAUGACUGCAAAUCCUGCUCGUCUAUUCUUGGGUAGCUGCUUUCCUUCAGUGUUCUCUAACAUGACGCAAGAUGGAGCAUAUGCAGAAUUUCACUAUCCAUUCAGUGCGUGCGGCUUCAGACGGAUCUCAACGUGGAAAUCCUUAGUGUACGAAAACCAACUAACUUACAGGCCAUUGCCCAAACCUUACCCUCCAGCUUUUACCUAUCCAGUUAGAUGUGUAUAUGACAGUCCAAAAGGUUGGACUCCUGCCUUCCAGAGUCUUUCUACUGGCGAAAUACAAGGUUAUGGGCAACUAGCCUUUCAAAUGGCAAUCCUCAAUCAUGAUUUCAGUGGUCCGGCAGAAUCCACAGUCUUUCCUUUGGGAUCUUUUGUACCUAUAUGGGCUGCUGUUGACCAGCAAGGCCAUCAGCCACUGGUACUGUUUCUGGAGGAAUGUGUAGCAUCUGCAACACCCGAAAUGAACGCAGAUACACUUAUACACCCACUCAUCACUAAUAAAGGGUGUCUUGUAGAUGGGAAGAAGAGUUUCUCCAGGUUUUUACCAAGGUUUCAAUCUUCUUCGAUUAUGCUUCACCUUCAAGCUUUCACAUUUGCUGUGGGACAAGAGGUUUACAUCCAUUGCAAGUUAAUUGCAUGGGAUCCUGAUGACCUCAAUAAAACGAAGAAGGCGUGCAAUUAUAAUAAAGCCACAGGAGAGUGGGAGCUUUUAGAUGAUCCAUUUCAGAAUUCUCUUUGCCAGUGCUGUGACUCAACCUGCAGUGGUCGUGAAAAGAAGGAUGCAGAUUUUGCACCUCAAGGACUGGUGUUAAAAUCUGUGUUAGGACCUUUGACUUUUACUGAGGAGUCCCAGUAAUUUCUGCCCCAACUGUCUGUUUCUUCUCUCAGAAAAAGGUGCUGGAUUCUUCAUCAGGAGUCAUGAAGAGCUGCCAUUUUCAGAUUAUUUUCUUUACUGCUCCAUCUUUUUUACAUUGUCUAUUAAAAACUGUGAAACGUGACUCUGUCUUUAAAUGCUUGUCAUAAAAUGUCAAUGUAAAAAUGGUAAAUCCUAAGAAAGGUUGGAUGUUAUAGAAUUCAGUGUGUAAUAGCAUAUGGUGAGGAAAAGGUUUGAGAAUUGUCUGAAAAGUUUGAGAGUUGUUGUGCAAAAUAAAAAUAUUUAAACACUUUUUAUGUAGCUCAUUUUUUUGCAACCUUUUGUAAUGCUUUAAUUAAUUAAUGAAUAAUUAAUGUAAGGUUAUUAAAAUGUAAGUAGGUGAUUCUAAUUAACACUGUUCAGCAGGAAUA
Danio rerio (zebrafish) is the source of this 1473-nucleotide messenger RNA. It is a transcript of the gene zp3f.2, whose product is annotated as zona pellucida glycoprotein 3f, tandem duplicate 2. The record is from RefSeq and is marked validated. NCBI's taxonomy places the organism in Eukaryota, Metazoa, Chordata, Actinopteri, Cypriniformes, Danionidae.